This is a messenger RNA of Mya arenaria, 5813 nucleotides long. Its product is annotated as putative ATP-dependent RNA helicase DHX57. The coding region runs from base 76 to 4383 and encodes 1435 amino acids. The transcript has 27 exons. Gene Ontology annotation, cellular component: intracellular anatomical structure. The record is from RefSeq and is a predicted model, not a curated record. NCBI's taxonomy places the organism in Eukaryota, Metazoa, Mollusca, Bivalvia, Myida, Myidae. Gene Ontology annotation, molecular function: RNA binding; ATP binding; metal ion binding.
UAUUGUUACCUCCUGACAUGUGAAAAGAUUUUGGUCGAGCUUUGUUCCAGUCCAUAUCCGUUAGAUGUUAAUGUAAUGGAUAAAAAAGCUGUGAAACGUCGAGGCGGUGGCCGCCCGAACAGGGGAGGCGGGCGUCAAAACCGCCGUGGCCGUGGGAGCGUCAAUACACGGCCCCCAGGACCAUCUGUCAGUGGUAGAAAAGGUGGGUCCGGUUUGUACGAUGACGACGACAUGUAUGAUGAGGAUGAUGAUCAAGAUGCAGAGUUUUCUGAAAGGCCACCACCUGUAGCCACACAAAACUUCCCAGUGACAGGUGUGCCUUCACAGUACGGUAGAGGGGGCAGAGGGAGGGGCGCCACUGGUAGCAGUAACAGUUUUUCCAGGGGCAGAGGAAAGGGUGCCUCUGGUAGCAGUAGCAGUUUUGAAAGUGGCAGAGGGAGGGGUGCCACUGGUAGCAGUUAUGCCACCGGCAGAGGGAGGGGUGCUGCUGUUAGCAAUAGCAGUUUUGCCAACUCGGCGUUCAGGCCAAGAGGAAACCCUGUAAAGGUGACCAUGCAGCACUUGCACAUGAGCUCAGAAAACCAGGAGCUUGUAAAAGAUAUGCUGAAGGAUUUGCAUGGGGAUGACACUGAAGAACCAGAUAAAGUCAGCUAUUCAAGUGAGGAAGAAUAUGAUGAGCUGGACCACCGAGCAGAGAACCAGUACUGGAUGGUGAACAACCAAAUGAAGCUGGAGGAUGUGGCCACUCAUGCCUUCUCUACAGACGAGACUGAGGAGUCUUCGCAGACCACUGUCAGCUCCCUUGCAGUUAAAAAACUCACCAGGUACGGGUUUGACAAACAGAGAAGCACUGAAGCCCUGCAGGUAUGUGACGGUGACUUGGGCAUGUCUCUUGAAUACCUUCUGGCCGAGUGCUUCUCUCUCAACAAUAGUGCUGUCCCAGAUGCCCAAGACUUGGCUGAGGUUGUUGACCUUCGGAAUGAGGAGAUGUUGGUUCUACAGUCAAUCUAUGAGGACAAGUUUGUUGAGAGGAUACCUGGAAAGGUUUGGGUGAUAAAUCUACAGGUUCCGUACCUUGAUAAGGCAUUACAGCCGAAACGGGAGAAAAAAAUGGUGAAGAAACACAACGACAAUAGAGAAAUAUGCAGGUUUUAUUUAAAAGGAUUUUGUAAAUUUGGUAGACGUUGUAAGAUGAAACAUAGUAUGCCUAUUGUAGCUAAUGCUGAAGCAAAACUUGAUGAUAAUAUGGAAGAUUGCACUGACUAUGUUGUUGAAAUAAGGUUUCCUGAUGGAAACAUGUAUCCCAAAGACGCUCUUUUUGUUGCAUUUUCCUCCACUUCACAGUUCAUAGAAAAGCAUAUUUGUCUCAACAUAACUAAACAUUUGAUAGCCGAAGCUAAAAUCAGAGCAGAAAAUGAAGAACCCUCUGUGUUCUCCGUGAUAAGUGUUCUUGAUGAUGAAGCAUUUCUUGAAAGUGUUGUUAUUGAGCCUCCACAUGAAUUCUCAUGCCCUAUGUCUAGCAGACCUUGGUUAAACAAUCACUCUCAGAGAGAUCUUUCUGAUGUUGUGUUUGUCAACAAAGACAUAGCACAUGGUGGCACUUCUAAAGAUAGUGAAACAGAUAAGGAACUAGCUGAAGCAACGAAUGUCAUGAUUAAGAUGACAGCGAGUGAUUCAAAGAAGAACAAUGAAGACAAUACUGACGAUAAAAAUGGUAAGCCUGUUGAAGUGAAAAGAUCUGUGAGUAAAGAAGCAGUGAAGAAAAUGAACCCAGCUGAAACACUCAAGGCAAACAAGAGGCUUAUAGAGGAUUUCAAAAGGAAAAAGACCAGUGGUCGGUACCAGAGUAUGCAGGUUGCUCGGCAGAAGUUGCCGGCCUGGGAUCUGAAAGACGAAAUUCUCCGUGUUGUAGAGGGCAACCAGGUCAUAGUCAUCAGUGGUGAAACUGGUUGUGGUAAAACCACCCAAGUUCCCCAGUUCAUUCUUGACCUGUAUUUGACGUCGGGUGACCUUCACCUCUGUAACAUCCUGUGCACCCAGCCGCGACGUAUAUCUGCGAUGGCAGUGGCCGAGCGCGUGGCGGAUGAGAGGGCUGAUAACCUUGGUAGAAUUGUGGGAUACCAGAUUAGGCUCGAGAAAAUGCAGUCCUCCUUGACCCGGCUACUGUUCUGCACCACUGGAAUUGUGUUACGUCGCUUGGAAGGGGAUACAACACUAGAUGGAGUUACCCACCUCAUUAUUGAUGAAGUUCAUGAACGCUCAGAGGAAAGUGACUUUCUGUUGAUGUAUCUGCGCGACAUGUUACCACGGCGACCAGACCUGAAGGUGAUUCUGAUGAGCGCUACCCUCAAUGCCCAGCUGUUCUCUGACUACUUUGGCGGUUGUGCAGUCCUUGAUAUACCUGGACGAACUUUUCCUGUUGACCAGUACUUCCUGGAAGAUGCUAUAGAGUUUACAGGGUUUGUGAUGGAGGAGUCAAGUCCCUAUGCUCGCCCCAUGAAGCACAUGAAUGCCGUCCAGAGGGGUGUGGCCGAGCAGGACAGUUCAUAUGAACAGGAUGACCCUGCCCAUAAGGCCAGUGACAGAGUGCAGGACCAGAACCUCUCUGUCAAACAACUCUUCAUCAGAUACAAUGAUUACCACAAGUCGACCGUGAAGUCCCUGGCUAUGAUGGACCAUACAAAGAUCAACUUUGAGUUUGUCCUGGAGGUCAUUACCUGGAUUGUCAUUGGUGACCACUCAGAUCUCGAGUUUCCAAAGCGUGGGGCAAUCCUUGUGUUCAUGCCAGGGUAUGCGGAGAUACAGCAGCUGUUUGACAUGUUGCUGUCCAGUCAUGUGUUUGGAAGAAACAGGGCCAGAUACAAAAUAAUUCCUCUACAUUCAACCCUGUCAUCUGAAGACCAGCAUGCUGUGUUUACGACACCACCUGAAGGAGUCACAAAGAUUGUGAUAGCCACAAACAUAGCGGAGACAUCCAUCACCAUUGACGAUGUCUGCUUUGUGAUAGAUGCUGGGAAAAUGAAGGAAAAAAGGUAUGACCCCACUAAGAGUAUGGAAAGUCUGGAAAUGGUCUGGGUGUCCCGGGCAAACGCCCUCCAACGGAAAGGUCGGGCUGGGCGUGUCCAGAAGGGUUUGGCCUUCCAUCUCUUCACCAGUCACAGGUUCCAACACCACCUACUAGAACAGCCCAUACCAGAAAUCCAAAGGGCACCCCUAGAACAAAUAGUUCUUCGAAUAAGAAUCUUGGACAUCUUUAAGAAGGUCCCAGUGAAGGAUGUGUUAAACCAGCUGCCAGAGCCACCCGAUAAUGAGGCCAUCGACUCGGCUGUCAAGAGACUUGAGGUGCUGGGAGCACUCAAUGAGUCCGGGGAGUUGACUCCCCUGGGCUACCAUCUUGGCACGCUGCCUGUGGAUGUCAGAAUUGGCAAAUUGAUGUUGUUGGGGGCCAUUUUCCGAUGCCUUGACCCGGCACUUACUAUAGCUGCGUCUCUCAGCUUUAAAUCACCAUUUGUGACCCCGUUUGGCAAGAAACAUGAGGCAGAUGAAAAGAAGUUGGAAUUUGCCGCUGGAAACUCGGACCACCUCACAAUGCUAAAUGCAUACAACGCUUGGCUUGAAGCAAAGUCCCGAGGAGGUGGUGAGGCCUUCCGAUUCUGCCAGGAUAACUUCCUCUCCAAGAAAUCACUAGAGAUGCUGGCCAGUAUGAAGCAGCAGUUUGUCGAGCUGUUAUCAGACAUUGGAUUUGUGAAGGAAGGGAUUGUAGCGAGAGAUGUAGAAAGGGCAGCCAGGGGUGGAGGAGAUGGGGUUGCCGCGGUAACAGGCCUCGAGGCAAACCUGAACUGUAAGAACCUGAAGUUGGUGUCUGCCCUGCUGGUCGGGGCCCUGUACCCCAACAUUGUGCAAGUGCUCACCCCUGAACAGCAAUACGCUCAGUCUGGUGGAGGGGCUGUGGCAGUUGCACCAAAAGCUGAAGAUAUUCGAUUUAAAACCAGACCUGAUGGCUAUGUGAAGGUCCACCCAUCUUCCGUCAACUUCCAGGUUCGAUACUUCGAAAGCCCGUAUCUCGUUUACCAUGAGAAAAUCAAAACAACCAGGAUUUACAUUCGUGACUGUACGAUGGUGUCAGUGUAUCCCCUGCUCUUGUUCGGGGGUGGGGAUAUCUCGGUAGACCUCUCCCGUGGAAACUUCAUCCUCUCUGUGGAUGAGGGAUGGAUACGCUUCAUGGCGCAGUCACACCAGAUAGCAGAGUUGGUUCGUGAGUUACGAUCGGAGCUUGACCAGUUGCUCGCUGACAAGAUAGAGAAUCCACAUAUGGACCUGUGUACCUGCCCCAGGGGGAGCAAGAUUAUUGACACCAUCGUCAAACUUAUAACCACACAGUAAUUUGGACGUUGUUUUUGGCAAUGAAGAAUCAGUCUUCUUGAAUAAGGACAGACUCAGAGAUCUACCCCAGGGGUAGCAAGAUUAUAGAGGCCAUCGUCAAGCUGAUCACCUCCCUGUUGUGGCAUUAGUUUUCUAUAGAGUGGUGGUCUUCUAGAAUAAGGAUAAACUCAAAGAAAAGCUAUUGAACUUUUGACUGGUGUGCAUUGUUCUGAACAGUUCACAAAAGUCUUUCAUAAAGAAACAUGACAUUCUUGAUGCUAUUUAUGCUAUUUUUCAAGGCUUGGUUGGCAUUGGUUAUACUGUAUUUCAGUAUAGGUGAUGUUCCAUUUCUAUUAUAUCCUUGGACUCGCAUGAGUCGGAAGACUUGGCAGAUAGUUUGAUGCUUGUUGGUUCAGCAAUUUGAUGAUAAUGUCUGAUAUUGAUGUAGCUACAACAUGUAAAGGCUGAUCUAAUAAAAGAUGGGUAUUUUACUGCUGAUUCUAUAAAACUGUCUGCCUCGACAGCAGAGUAAGGGUAAUGUCAUAAUAUGAUGUGUCUUCAGCAAAUUGAAUGGUAUAACAAAAAUCACAUUGUCUCAUAAAAGAGAUUUGGAUGGGAGACAAUGUUGAGUUUUUCUACAUUUAAUUUUGAUGAUACGAGAAAUGGAUUUUGUGCAAGCGACAUUGAUAAGAUACUGUGCCUGUCAAUGAUAGAGCUGUAAUAAAAUCAUGCUGAUUCAGCAAAAUGAUUUUGAUUAAAAGUGAUGCUGGUGAAACUAAAUGCUGUUGAUGAUAGAACUCAUUUUUCCUCAGCAAAAUGGUUGUGAUUUUGUAAACAAACAAACAAAAAGACAAUGAUGUUUACACAACAAAGGCAAUGGUGGUGAUGGUGUUGGUGUCAAGAAAUGGUCAUUCAGCAUAAUGAUGUUGAUUUGGAAAUAUAUAAUACCAUAUGUCAUAUUAAACAAAAUGUUAAUUCCUUAGGGUAUUUUUCUCCCACAGUAACAAAUAUAUUGUUGUUGCUGUAAACAAAAGAUAUGUUAGUGUUUCUUAUACAAUACAAUGUUGUCAAAAUAAUUUUGUGCCAACUGAAUGAUGCUCAUUUUUUUCUUCUAAAUAAUGUUGAUUCUUAAAAAAAUACAGUGCUUAAUACAGAAUUAUGUUUUUUCUUCAACAAAUUAACUUUGAUUGUAGAUUUUAUUUCAAAUAUUAAUGGUGUUAAUUUGUCAAAAACAAAGAUGUUUCUUUAACCAAAUGUUGCCUUUCUGUAUUAUACUGCAUGUGGUUGUGUAGUUUAUAUUUGGCUUACUCAUAUUUACUCACUUACACCCAGUAAGCGGGGAUAAACAGCUCUGAUAGGAAUUGUGUUACUGGAUGUUAUAUUGGCAUGCAAUAGUUCUAGUCUGCUGUGAUCUUAGUUGUUACAUUAUAUAUUAAAAUUUAUAAAAUCUA